ACACAAACAGCGAAAGCAGUGAUUGUUUGAUUCUAUGUUUUAGGAUAAUUUUGUGGUUUAGACCAAAAUUCGCACGUUGUUUUCCUUCAAAAUUAUGUAAUUCUUGGAGUAUUUCAGUGUUAAAAAUAGAAGCAUGGAUCUUGUCUGAAUCUCUUACGCACAAUAACAUCAUAACAACCCCCCACCCCCUUCAAACAAACAAACAAACAAAAAUAAAAUCAGAGCAGGCUGUUGCGUGGUUUAGGUAGUCUCGUGUUGUUGGGUUGUUUGGAUUUCCCCAGAACAUGAAACUGCCUGAAUUACCUCAGUAAAACUCGUCGUUUAGUGCAGAAACUCUUCUCACCGUGCGUAAAAGCUGCGCAAACGUGGAUUUAUUUCACAAAUUCUGAUCAGAAUUCUGGUCUCCAGCUUCAGACGUUCAAAACAACAAAUGUAGUAACCUCAGAGCAGAAAGCUAAAUGUGCAGGCUGGAGGGAAUAAAGGGAUUUAAACACGCAGAAGUCCAGCAGGACCCAGAGACAAGGCCUCGGUUAUGACCAUUGCAGCCCGCCAGUUGCCUCCAAAAUGCCGGAUGCGUCUGCUUGAGCCAGAGAAAGGACACAAAGGCCGAUCUUUAUUGGUGAUAUUUAGUUCGGACAGCCUGGUUGUAACCUGAAGAAAAACAACCCAAUUGCCCCCGUGAUAAAACAGGAGCGAUAAACAGCACCCGGAUAACUUUAGGCUGCUUUCUGUCGCUGAUUGCCUCAAAAGUGCAACACUUGCAGACCCAAACUCUCCCUUAGGUGCAACAAAAUCCAACGAUCAUUUAAUCGCAACUCUUAUCUUCUUAAAAAUCGCUGAAGGGUUUGUUUCAUUCUUUCUUCCAGAGAAGCAGCAUUCAGAGCAGCAGAGCCUUCAUCUUUUUAGCACGUUGAUCUUUUUGAUUUUUGAAAAUGGAGAAAUUCCUUUUUUAUUUUUAAAGGGCGCGUUAAAGCCCUUGUUCCCGUUCUCUGCUGUCCUCGGCUGCACUAAAAGAAGAUCUCUCGACAAAAAUCAUAACGUUUAUUGCUUAUAAAAGAAAUAUUUGCCAAUAAAAGGCGCGGAGGUUUGCUAUUAAAAUAUAGUGGGGAAAAUGGUGGCCCUAGCAGGCUGAUUUAUUAUUUAUUGUUCUGUCCCACGGUCACGUGUUUCGGGGCGCCCUAUCCAGGUUUGGACAACGUUCAACUUAACUGGACACAGCGAGCUCCUCGGUGGUGCACCAAAGCGGCACCUUACAGUGAAAUGAAUUGCCAUUUCCUCCCCACUGCAGGACCGUAAAACCCAGCUUUUAUUUGUUUUUUUAUAUGUGAGCUUUCUGGAUUUCUUCUGCAAUGUCGGCGUUGGGAACGAGCUACUAUGUUGACGCUCGCAUUCUCCCGGAGCAGGAAGAAAUGGCACCGAGGUACCCGUCAGCUGCAGAGGUGGAGCAGGCUGUGCUCACCGAAUAUGGCGGUCAGGAGACUUGUCCUUUGCAGGCCAAAUCCUCUAUUUUUGGUGGAUCUUGGAGCAGCAUCUCCAACACAGCCGCUCCGACCUACAUCCAUCACCAGACCUAUUCGAGCGGGGACACCGACGGCGUGUUUGCGCGCUCCUGGGCGUUGGAGCCGGUCUCUGCGUCGCUGUGCUUGACGGGAAUCCCAUCCACGGCCAUGCGUUACGACAUCAAACCCGAGCCGCUGAUCGGGAGCACCGAGUGCACGACUCUGGAGACUCCUCUUUUGUCUGACAUUGAAAACGGGUCGUGCAUCGCAGAGAUUCCUGAAACCUCAUCCGCGUCUGGAGCCGCAGAGGAUCAGGCGGCAGAGAAAAAAAUAGAGAUAGAUGCAAAUAACCCAUCAUCCAGCUGGCUGCACGCAAAGCCCACGAGAAAAAAGCGUUGUCCUUACACAAAGCACCAAAUCCUGGAACUGGAGAAGGAGUUCCUCUUCAACAUGUAUCUGCCCAGAGAUAGGAGAUACGAAGUAGCGAGACUUCUGAGUCUGACCGAGAGGCAGGUAAAGAUCUGGUUUCAGAACCGAAGGAUGAAGAUGAAGAAAGACAACAAAGAGCGGCGGAAGGAAAGCUAGCCUUUUUUCUUCUCCUGCUUUGAACGGAUGGUGCGUGCGGAUGGAGGGGGAGGGGGCAUUAAUAUUCCUAACCUGUGUUGUUGUGUCGUUAAAACAAUGCUGCUGGAUGGUUUCAUUUUGUGAGGACAAAGUCUCGUGAUUAAUUUAAAUGUGUUGUAUAUUUUUGGCGCGCACACGGAUUAUUAACCGCAGACCAAUUUGGUUAACGCAUGACUUUAUCUCUGGCUAUGAAUGUGUCUCAGCUACCUAUGUGAAUGAUUUAACUUAUUGUUUUAUAUGUGAAUUAUUAUUUUUAACAUUAAGGAUUUGCUAUUUGUGGAAAAAUUACGCACAUUUGAAAUACCUCGUUUUUCUUUUCACUCCAAAUAAAACGUAGUAUGUGGCAAGAGUUAAUAAUGGGUUCAUUGUAAAAAAGUAAAAAUCAAUAUAAGUCUUCA
Nothobranchius furzeri (turquoise killifish) is the source of this 2521-nucleotide messenger RNA. RefSeq names its product homeobox A9b (gene hoxa9b). The record is from RefSeq and is a predicted model, not a curated record. Gene Ontology annotation, molecular function: RNA polymerase II cis-regulatory region sequence-specific DNA binding; DNA-binding transcription factor activity, RNA polymerase II-specific. Gene Ontology annotation, biological process: anterior/posterior pattern specification; DNA-templated transcription; embryonic skeletal system morphogenesis. Gene Ontology annotation, cellular component: nucleus. NCBI's taxonomy places the organism in Eukaryota, Metazoa, Chordata, Actinopteri, Cyprinodontiformes, Nothobranchiidae.